Cervus elaphus (red deer) is the source of this 3361-nucleotide messenger RNA. RefSeq names its product keratin, type II cytoskeletal 1b-like. NCBI's taxonomy places the organism in Eukaryota, Metazoa, Chordata, Mammalia, Artiodactyla, Cervidae. Gene Ontology annotation, biological process: intermediate filament organization; keratinization. Gene Ontology annotation, molecular function: structural constituent of skin epidermis. The transcript has 9 exons. Bases 71 to 1849 code for a protein of 592 amino acids. The record is from RefSeq and is a predicted model, not a curated record. Gene Ontology annotation, cellular component: keratin filament.
CUUCCCUCUCUGCUCUCUGCCUCCUUUUAUUCCCUUUCUCUCGUCUGCGUCUCUGGAUGCUCCAGGAGCCAUGAGCCACCAGUUUAGCUCCCAGUCAGCGUUCAGCUCCAGGAGCAGGCAGGUUUAUAACGCUGGUUCCUCUGUGGGCUUUGGUGGUGGGAGCCGGGCUGUGAGGUCCGUGUGUCAGGCCCGAGGGAGGUGUGGCAGUGGUGGUGGUGGGUAUGGGAGCCAUGCAAGGGGGUUUACCUCCAGGAGUCUAUACAAUCUGGGUGGCAGUAAAAGCAUCUCCAUCAGCCUAGUGGGGAGAAGUGCCAGUGGUUUCUGCCAUGGUGGGGGAGCAGGAGGGGGAUUUGGAGGAGGCAGGAGCUUUGGAGGUGGUGGUUUUGGGGGUCGUGGCUUUGGAGGUGGUGGGUUUAGGGGUGGCAAUUUGGGGCUUGGGGGCUUUGGUCCUUCUUGUCCCCCAGGGGGUAUCCAAGAAGUGACCAUUAACCAGAGCCUCUUACAACCACUUCACCUGGAGGUGGACCCUGAAAUUCAGAGGGUUAAGAUGCAGGAGCGGGAGCAGAUCAUGGUUCUGAACAACAAGUUUGCCUCCUUCAUUGACAAGGUGCGAUUUCUGGAGCAGCAGAAUCAGGUGCUCCAGACAAAAUGGGAGCUACUGCAGCAGGUAAACACGUCGACUCAGACCAACAACCUGGAGCCCAUCUUUGAAAGCUACAUCAGCAAGCUGCAGAAGCAGGUGGAUUUUCUCAGAGCGGAGCAGAUGCGCCAGAGCUUGGAGAUCAGGAGCAUGCAGGAUGUUGUGGAUGACUACAAGAACAAGUAUGAGGAAGAAAUCAACCGGAGGACCAGCAGCGAGAAUGAAUUUGUUGUCCUGAAGAAGGAUGUGGAUUCUGCUUAUCUGAGCAAAGUGGACCUACAGUCCAAGGCAGACACCCUGAAUGAGGAGGUCGAUUUCCUGAAAUAUUUAUUUCAAUCGGAGCUGUCUCAGAUGCAGACCAACAUCACCGACACCAGCGUCAUCCUGUCCAUGGACAAUAACCGCUCCCUGGAUUUGGACAGCAUUAUCGAUGCCGUGAGGAUUCAGUACGAGGAGAUUGCACAAAGGAGCAAGGAUGAGGCUGAGGCCCUGUACCAGACCAAGUACCAGGAGCUCCAGAUCACAGCGGGAAGACAUGGAGACGAGCUGCAGACCAGCAGGACGGAGAUCUCCGAACUCAACCUCACCAUCCAGAGGCUGCAGGCAGAGAUUGGCAACGUCAAGAAGCAGAUCGAGCAGAUGCACACCAUCAUUUCUGAUGCAGAGGAGAGGGGACACCAGGCCCUCCAGGAUGCACAGCAGAAGCUGCAGGACCUGGAGGCCGCCCUGCAGCAGUCCAAGGAGGAGCUGGCCCGCCUGCUGCGUGACUACCAGGCGCUGCUGGGAGCUAAGCUGUCCCUGGACGUGGAGAUUGCCACCUACCGCAAGCUGCUGGAGGGCGAGGAGAGCAGGAUGUCAGGGGAGCUGCAGAGCCAAGUGAGCAUCUCUGUGCAGAGCAGCCAGCUCACCAUCGGCGGAGGUGCCCGGGGCUCUGGAGGUUACGGCGGAGGCGGAGGUUACGGAGGCGGCGGAGGUUACGCCGGCGGCAGCAGCAGUGGAGGCUACGGCGGCGGCGGCUUCCGCGGGGGCUCGGGCGGCUACGGAGGGGGCUCUCGAGGGGGCAGUGGAGGCGGUUAUGAGAGCGGCGGUGGGAGCCACGGAGGGAGUAGCAUAAGUAGCAGCAAGUACUGGGGCAGAAAAGGCGGCACCUCCGGAAUGCAGAUAAUCCAAACGUCUACCAGCACCUCCCACAGGCGAAUCCUGGAGUAGAGCGCCAGGCUUCCGGGACGCCAGGCUUCUGCAAGGCCUCACAAGCACCACCUCCUGCCCCCCACCCGCCACGCCCUUCCUGACCCCCAUCCCCUUACCUUUUCCCGAUGGGUCUCAGCAGUUUUGCCAAUACAUUCCACUCUAGACAGGGAAUCAGGUGGAUAAUCCCAAACAGAGAUCUCUAUUUGGAGGGCACUGACCGGUAGUCCAAACACAGCCGGGCACAUUCUCAAGUCAGAUGCCUCAGCUGGCCCUGUUUCUGUCCUUGGGGACACUUGCAGAUUAUGCAGAGUUGAUGUCGAGUAUACCAGGUUUCUCACUCCAGGCUCCCCUUCUUGCACCUGGGCUUCUCUGUGAAUAAUCCAUUCCUUAGGGCUGGGGUUCCCAACCUCCAGGAUCUAAUAUUAGCCUGAUGACCUGAAGUAGAGCUGAUAUAAUAAUAGUAGAAAUAAGAUACACAAUAAAUGUAAUGCAAUUUAAUCAUCCAGAAACCAUCUCCCCCCACCCUCUGGUCCAGGGAAAAAUUGUCUUCCAGGAAACUAAUCCCUGGUGUCAAAAAGGUUGGGGAACGCUGCCUUAGGGGACUUGAAAAUGAGGUCUUUGGGUGAGUAGCUGAGGACAAGGCAGGCCAGCUUGGUAAGGAGAACUUUUGUGCCAGGGGUCAAUUCCUGCCUCUUGGUCUGUAGCCCCAUCCAUUGCUGUUGCUUGGAGAGUGUGGAUUUACCCAUCUGACACCUGUGAGUCCUGUCUAGUCCUGAUUCUGAAUCUCUGUGUCAGGAAACAUUAUCCCUUGGGUUAACAGCCCAAGACGGGGUAUCCAGAGAGCAGAAAUGCUUGUCCACAGGGAGGACUGUAACUAGCAGUAAGUGAAGGAGUUGAUGGACUGCAGUCUGGUUCUAUUCUGUCCUGACUUCCUUUGGAAGCUCCAUUCUUUGGAAGUGUGGCCCUCCUGAACUCUGCUUCAUAAUGACCCUCUGGAGAAUUGCCCAGCAGGCUGGGCACAUUCAGCCCAGCACUGAUCUGUCCAGGUGCUCAAGCCCUGAGGAGUUUGAGAAUCACACUUGGGUUUUGGGACGGUUCAACCCUGAACUAGUCUGCAAGAUGCCCGUUGUUAGCACGGUAUAGCUUCAUGCUCUUCCCAGACUGCAAAGUCCCUCCUGACUCCUGUUCUCUGUGAUUCUCUCUUUGUGAGACUCUGACUGUUUAUUUUGGGUCUCAUAUAAGAUACUUGAGAUAUGCUGGAGAGGACAGGAUGGGGAAAAUAUGACCAACUGAGGGGGCCUUGUGGACCUUGAGAGAGGGCUGGCUUUGCUGCUUAGAUCUGGAUUUACCUCUGCUUGUUCGCUGAGUCCUAAUACGAUAUCCAUGUCAGUGACACUCUUGAGGCAUCUGCUGGACUCAGUGUGGGUUCCCUAGGAAGUACUGUGACCUCAUCAUCUCCUGGUUGAAGGUUGUACCUUGAAGGGCUUGAUAUUCUGGUGUCUCUACAAUAAAUUUUCUGUGCUCUCCAAA